Indicator indicator is the source of this 723-nucleotide messenger RNA. RefSeq names its product V-set and transmembrane domain containing 2A (gene VSTM2A). Bases 1 to 723 code for a protein of 240 amino acids. The transcript is spliced from 5 exons. The record is from RefSeq and is a predicted model, not a curated record. Lineage: Eukaryota; Metazoa; Chordata; Aves; Piciformes; Indicatoridae.
AUGAUGGGAAUCUUUCUAGCUUAUUUUGGAUUUAUUUUCUUUUCAGUAAUGUAUAUCCAGCAAGGACUUUCUACCCAAGCAAAAUUCACCGAGUUUCCCCAAAAUGUCACAGCCAGUGAAGGGCAGAAUGUGGAGAUGUCUUGUGCUUUCCAAAGUGGUUCCACUUCGGUAUACCUCGAAAUCCAGUGGUGGUUUCUGCGGGCAGAUGAGGACCAAGAGGCGGAAGCUGAGGUGACAGGCACUCAGGUGGAGCUCCUGCCCGAACGAGACCUGGAUAGCGACGGCACGAAGAUCAGUACAGUGAAAGUACAAGGGAAUGACAUCUCCCACAAGCUGCAGAUUUCAAAAGUGAGAAAAAAGGAUGAAGGCUUCUAUCAGUGCAGGGUGACUGAUGCCAACUAUGGAGACCUUCAAGAAUACAAGGCCCAGGCAUUUCUGAAAGUCAAUGCUAAUAGCCAUUCUCGGCGAAUGCAAGCCUUUGAGGCAUCUCCGAUGUGGCUGCAAGACACGAAACCGCGCAAAAACAUCUCAGCAGCUGUUCCAAGUAGCAUCCAUAACUCUGCCAGCCAGCGUGUGCAUGCCACCUCUAGCCCUGAAGCAGCAGCCAAAAUCCCCAACAAAAGUCCACAAUCAGCAAAGAGCAAAUCGCCUGUAAAAUCCAUGGAGCGGACAGCAAAGCUGACCCUAACCUCCAACCACCACUCUGCACCCAGUGUACUCUAA